AUGGAGGAGCAAGGCCAGAGAGAGAUCCAGCUCCAGCUGCUGCUGCUCCCCGCGCCGGCAGGCCGCCGAGCCCUGUCCGACGACGUGCCAGCGGCGCCACCCAGCGCCACGGACCACCCGCAGCUGGACCUCGACCUGUCCAUGAGCAUCGGGCCGCCGAGGCCGCACCCGUCGGCGGCGCCCCCAACGCCGCCAGCGCCGCCGCCGCCGCGGGGGUCGCCACUUGCGAACGAGAACAGGAGAGCAGCGCCGGGGGUGAUGAUGAUGGCGGCCGCGGCGGCCGCCGGCGCGAGGCAGCAGCACAAGCACCAGCAGCAGGCGGCGGCGGUGAAGCAGCAGGCGGCGGAGCAGGCCCAGAUGGCUUGCGCGGAGCGCGCCUACGCGGAGCGCGUCCGGGAGCUGGCUCGGCGGGAGCUGGAGCUCGCGGAGCGGGAGUUCGCGCGCGCCAGGGCGAUCUGGGAGCGCGCCCGCGAGGAGGUGGAGCGGGUGGAGCGCAUGAAGCAGAUCGCGGCGAGGCGGAUCGUCGGCUCGGCGGCGUCGCCCGCGGCGGCGCUGGAGAUCACCUGCCACGCCUGCAUGCAGCGCUUCCACCCCUAG
Panicum virgatum (switchgrass) is the source of this 597-nucleotide messenger RNA. RefSeq names its product protein indeterminate-domain 16-like. The transcript has a single exon. Gene Ontology annotation, cellular component: nucleus. The coding region runs from base 1 to 597 and encodes 198 amino acids. NCBI's taxonomy places the organism in Eukaryota, Viridiplantae, Streptophyta, Magnoliopsida, Poales, Poaceae. The record is from RefSeq and is a predicted model, not a curated record. Gene Ontology annotation, biological process: gravitropism.